Drosophila sulfurigaster albostrigata is the source of this 1646-nucleotide messenger RNA. RefSeq names its product chymotrypsin-1. The record is from RefSeq and is a predicted model, not a curated record. Gene Ontology annotation, molecular function: serine-type endopeptidase activity. Lineage: Eukaryota; Metazoa; Arthropoda; Insecta; Diptera; Drosophilidae. Bases 37 to 873 code for a protein of 278 amino acids. Gene Ontology annotation, biological process: proteolysis. The transcript has 2 exons.
GCCAGCUAAGCAAUAAUCAUCGAGUGAGUUGACGAAAUGCCAGUAAAAUAUCUUCAGUUAAUUCAGUUGUGCAUUGUGGUUUACCUCAGUCUGGCUGCUGAUGCUGAUGAGGAGGAGGACCUCAAAGCAUCCCGCAUCAAUGGUGGUCAGUUGAUGAACAAAACGGUUCCUUUUCAAGUGUCGCUCCAAAUGCAUCGACGGGGCGGAUGGCGUCACUUUUGCAGCGGCUCCAUAAUCAGUAAGAUGCAUGUUGUGACUGCGGCGCAUUGUGUGGAGAAGAUGGAGCUGGAGAGACUGAGUGUUUUGGCUGGAACGCUCAACUGGAAGACGGGUGGGCAACGGCACAAGAUUGUGAGCAAACAUGUGCAUCCGCAAUACGCAAUGAUGCCACGCAUUAUCAAUGACAUUGCGGUGCUAAAGGUGAGUCCACCGUUCGGAUUGCAUCUCGCUGAGAUCAGCACCAUACACUUGGGUGAUGCCGAUCGUGUUGGCGGCAAAACGCCAGUUCGUCUCACUGGCUGGGGAUCGACAACGCCGAACAGCACUGGGGCCAAGGUGCCGGACCGGCUGCAGGUGCUUCACUAUCAGACCAUCUCGAAUGAGGAAUGCGUACAGAAAGGGUUUCGCGUCACACCGAACGAGAUCUGCGCUUUGGCCCCACAUGGCCAAGGCGCCUGCAUGGGUGACUCUGGUGGUCCACUGAUCUUGUCAAACGGGCGAGAGCAAUUGGCUGGCAUCGUGUCCUAUGGUAGCGCCACCUGUGCCCAGGGCAAACCCGAUGUCUAUACGCGAGUCUCCAGUUUUCUGCCCUAUAUAAGCAAAGUCCUUAACCAGGACUUGACCCCACAACCUCAACAAACAGCGCAAAACUAAUAAAUUCUUUGUGGUUUACAUUUUAGUUGCUUUUUUUUUUGGCCGGCUAAUUAAAAAUCUUGUUCAAUAUUCGCCACAGUCGGAGUCUGACUGCAGUACAGCUGGGCAUCUUCAUCGGCCUAGGCUUAGGUCUUGCCUCCUCUGCUCUGCUCUGGCUUGGCUCCAGCUUUGGCCUGCACUCCGUAGACCAUGAUAAAUGCAAAAAGCAAUUUAUCGCACAUUUAACUCAAUUCAGUUUCUUUAUGGGCAGCCAAAGGCCCAAACUCAAGCCCAGACCGAGACCCACACUCAAACUCAGACUCUGCCUCAAAGCAACACUCAAAUGCAGAUGCAGGCGGUGGGGUGGGGUGGCCAGUUUGGCUGGGGCAAGCCUGCCAGCCAGACAAAGUUUAGCUGACACGCACACUACCCAUUCACUCACACACUGAGCAGCCUCGAGCGCGGCAUGCAGCAUGCUGCAAGCUGGAUUGCGGACUGUGGUCCGUGCACCGUGGCGUGGCACAGCGCUUGUAAUUCGAUAUUAGAUUUUAUGUGCGACAAAUACGAAGUGCAAACAUUUUUAUGUUUCUUCAAUUUCUAUGCUGCAUUCGUAUUUGUAGUGGAAAAAAUUGGAAGAUGCACCCCAGCAACGUUCCGUAUCGACCAGCUUUGCUUUCCAACAUAAUUAACUUCAAAUACUCCUAAUGUGGGCCUCACGCUUUUCUAGAUACCAUUUUUAUGAAUUUACAAUACUAUUUUACUAAAUGUCGAUACGUUUUUCCAAACAUAACAUA